AUGACCGACCUCGCAGCGGUGGCGCCCGCUGUGGCGGAGGACAAGUACACGUUUCUAGUCCCCUACGCGAAGAACAGCGCGUCUGACCUAGUGGAGAGCGUCGGGACGCAAACGCAAGGAAAUACGGAUGCGGCCAUCACCCACAUCACCAGCGCAGAGGACUCGCGCAGCCUGAGCACGCCGGAGAGCGACUCUUUCGAGAUCACCACCGCGGCCGCCACCCCCAUUUCUCCAUCGGCGACCGUGCCGCGCUGGUCGUCUGUUCAGAAAACGCUGGAGACCUGCAUGGACCCAGUGUUUGUCACGGGCUCGGCCGACACGAAGGACCACAUGAUCGCCGAGGAGGUUCUACCCCUGAUGGACGCGUCGAUGACAGUGCGCGUGUCUGCCCUCGCUAGCCUCUCUUGCCUUCAGCCCUUCUUCACCGGACGCACUUGCAGCGAGCGCAUCCGCACGAUGCUGAGCGCGGUUCGCGCCUCCAAUAAGCUGAUGCUGCGCGACGGCCUCCUUGCUCCGACCUCCAGCGUCUGCAUGCUCUCAGUGGACGAGGCCGAGGCGGCCGGGCUGCGCGUUGGCCUUUGCAGUCACGCUGAGGACCACGCUCGAAACGUGCGGACGCUGAAGUGCCGGCAGCACACGCCUGAGUGCGAGGACUCUCCUCGCUCGCUGACCCUUUCCCGACUGCGGGCAACUUCACCGCCGCAGAAGACGCGGCACGCAGAACUGCCCAGCAGUGCCCCGUGCGCGCCAUGUUUCGCUCUCGCCUCACCACUCCCUGCCGACAGCGCGCACGCGGCACCGGAGGAGAACCCGCCUCACGAAGAUGUGAGUGUGUCCUGCCCACAUGACGCCAACGCUCCCGGCAGGGCCUUGUCGAUCGCUCCUGCAUUCCCUGUCGCGGUGACCGAGGAGCCGGCCGGCAUCGGCGUUUCCGCGCCACGCAGAACGCUACAGUGCCCGCGCGUCGUGGGCGAAGAGCUGCUCGGUUCAGAUAACCGUGACUGUGCCGCCGACAACCAAGAGAAGAUCCACAUUUCUACGCUGCGUGCCUGCGUGCCGGUGCCGAAGCCACCACCCACCAUCGACAUCCUCCUCACGGACGCCGCUGCCAAGUUCCAUGGGGUGACAGCGAGCAGCAGCGCGAAAGAGGCAGCCUCUGUGCCCACGAUGAGCUCGGCCUUGCCGGCGCCCGCCACGCUCUCCUCCGCCACAGCCACUGCAAACACCACGAACAGGUUGCACUUCAGCGUGACAGCCGCGCCGUUCAUGCCAAAGAGCGUACUGAGCUCGACCAGCGGUGUCGCUCCCGUUCCCGCCCCGCAUCGGCCGGCAAACUAUGCCUGCCCCCGCCACCAGCCGACUGUAUGCAAGCAUGCCGACGCUUGCCCCGCGGACAUCAGCGAGACCCUAGCAAAGGAGAUACUGACGGACUCGAACACCGGCUGUACGCACGCCACACCGGACCUGUGCGUGGGCUCCUCGUGGGGGAAACGGCACGGUGCGGCAGGGGCGUGGAGGAGGGGCUUGAUGGCAGCCCCGCCCAUGCCCGUGGACGAGUCUCCCUCGACCUUCUUCCGCAAGGAGGGGUGCUGCAUGCCUGCGGAGCGUCCACCGAGGGCGCUCGGGGCUGAGAUGCCGCAGGCCCCGCGUGCUAUUGACGUUUCGCCGAGGACAGCUGACGCUUUGCCGCUCGCUGAGCUUUACCCGCCGCGUCCGCUGAUGGUGGCCAUGCCUCCUGAAAGCGUUCCCGGCAGCGGUCUCGAGGGCUGCUGGCCGAUAUGCCCAUUGCCAGCGGGGGCGCAGCUGUCGCCAUGCCCUCUGCCACAGUCGCGCCGCCAUCGCCAUGACCCAUACAGCCCGGCAGGCUUUGUGCUGUGCGCAGAGAAUAGCUGCGCCCUCUCCUUGUCGCAGACGAGCAUCCCCGCUGCCCGUGCCUUGACAUCGUCCGCGUCGCCGAGGCCCGCCUCCUCUGCCUGUAACUCGAGCGUCGCCGGAGAGAUGAUCAGCUUCAGCUUCGCGGACCCGCUGAUCAAAGCCACUGCGCGGCUGCAGGAGCGCCGCCACCUUCUGCGAGCUGAUACCACCCGUGCCCCGUCAUCAGAGCUGGAGAGCGCGUCGUGCUCCGUGGCGCACUCGAGUCCUGCGUGCGAGAGCGGCGAUGAUGUCGAGGCGGCUACACGUCGACCGUUGCCAUCGUGCGAGGCACUUCUUGCUGCCGCACUUGCUGAACCAACAGCAGCUGCAACCGUCGCAUUUGUGAGCACCAUAGAUGGGGAUGCAGUCUCGCCUGCCGAUGCCGCUGCCGCCGCCGGAGUCCCCAAGUCGUACGCCGAGGCUCUGCGUCUGAGCGCGAAGGCGCUUCCACCGGUUCUCGUCGUCGCUGCAAAGCCGGCAGGGAAGAGAGAGAAGUCGCCCAAGGCGAAGAGCAGCGCUCCUCACCGCUCUGCUGCGGCCUCCAGUAGCCACGCGAAGAACUCCUCUCGUGCCACCGCCAAGGCGGCCACCAAGGCGAAGCGACCCUCUCUCUCUCAGCCUAAGAACGGCAUGUGUCCAAUGCCGGCGGACGCUGAAAGGGCACCACACAAAGCCACGUAG
Leishmania major strain Friedlin is the source of this 2595-nucleotide messenger RNA. RefSeq lists its product as hypothetical. Bases 1 to 2595 code for a protein of 864 amino acids. Lineage: Eukaryota; Euglenozoa; Kinetoplastea; Trypanosomatida; Trypanosomatidae. The record is from RefSeq and is a predicted model, not a curated record. The transcript has a single exon.